AUGCCUUGUGUCAGCCAGCUGCCUGAAGAGGUACUCGCCAACUUACGAGAGGACCGUCUCCUUUCGUACAUGGAAGAAUUCGACAAGGCAGAUCCAGAAGCCAUUUUCGAGAAAACUUACACAGAAGAAGAAUUCGUCAAAGAGGCAGAGGAGAAUCCUUACUAUCUCUUUGCCAAGGUCCUCCGUCGACAACAGCACUUGCUCCAACUGUAUGAGGAAGCUGCUGCCGCUCACAAUGAGAUGGUUGAGAAUCUUGAUGCUCCAGGUGGAGUGGAUACCAAUCAGAAUCAGAAUCAGAAAGAAGAACUUACCCGACUUAAGAAAGAACUGAAAGAGGCUCGUCGCGAGGCCAAGCAAAAUACCGACGAUAUUGUUAAACUGCAAGAAGAACGUGACCAGUACAUACAAGCUUUUGCCAAGUUACACCUCCAAACUAGUGGUUGGGGUGAUAGUGAGGGAGGUAUACCAAGAUCAACCUUCACGCCAAAAUCCAUCAAGUUGCCCAAGGGAGCGAAGCUCUCAGACAGUGUCGAUCCAACCUUUGAAUCUUGGUUGAUUGACGUGGAAGGGACCCUAGAGAGCAACGCGGAUCACUACCCAAAUGUGAAGGAUCGAAUUCUUUUUGUGAAGAAAAUGUGUGAGGGUCAGGCAGCUAAGCAUUUAAUGCCCCGUCUUCGCAAGAACUCUUCUCAUCCCUUCAUGGAUGCUGACGACAUGUUUGACCACUUGAAGACCAUUUUUGAAGAUAUGACGAGCAAGAUGAAAUUCCAGGAUUUCCUAACAGAAUUCACUCACGAAGCUCAAGAAUCCGAGACCGACAUUCGAUCUUGGAAGGAAGACCUUUACAGCAAGCUGAGCUUUGAGCUGCAGUGUAAGUUGACUGAUAAAGUAGAUGACCCGGACCUUGACUGGACUGGUUUUGUGAGAAAAGUUAUAAAGACAGCAAAUCAUCUUGAAGCAAUUUCUACUGUUGAGAGCAAAGUACGUCGUCGCGGUAUGAAUACGAAUUCGAGUGCUAGUUCCAACGCUAGUAAAUCUAUUCGCUUAACCCCUGCUCCCUCUGCUGCCAGUAGCAGUUCGUCGAACAAGGAUAAUAAGAAAGGUGAAUGGGUGGAUGAUGCAGCUCAUGCUCUGCUUAUGAAAGAGGGCAAAUGCUUCAAAUGUCGCCAAACUGGUCACAUUGGUCGAGAUUAUCCUAAUAAUGAUAAGCCAGCUGCAAAGAAGAGUUCGGACCUCAAGAAGCUAGAAAAGGUAGAUGAAGCGAGCUCAGCUAACUCUAAUUCGGAAUCGGAAAACGAUCAAUUGAUUGGACGUGAAAAGGAUAGUUUCACAAUACCAAUUCAAAUAGCGAAGAAUACACAUUUAAUUACUACACAGGCACUUGCUGAUACUGGAGCGAAUAGACUAGCAUUUAUAGAUACCAAUUUCGCCAUAUUAUUAAGCAGAUUCCUCAAGGUGAGGACUCAUCGGUUAGAAAACAAAUGUGCUGUAAGAGAAUACAAUAGUAAGACUGCGACCCCGAUUACUCAUGCCAUCAUAUUCAUGCUUAUUGUGGAUGGACGUCGCCAGCUAGACGUGCCAUUCCUUAUCGUUAAUUUAGGCAAGCAUGAUGUGAUCCUAGGGAGGAUGUGGUUUGCAAAGCACAACAUUCUUGUAGACUGUGCAAAGAAGCGACUGUUAUGGCCAGAGGAAGUCUCUUUAAAGGAUGAGAUUGUUACCAAGGGAUAUAUGCGAUUGCCUUAG
Messenger RNA from Talaromyces stipitatus ATCC 10500, 1743 nucleotides. RefSeq lists its product as uncharacterized. Bases 1 to 1743 code for a protein of 580 amino acids. The transcript is spliced from 3 exons. NCBI's taxonomy places the organism in Eukaryota, Fungi, Ascomycota, Eurotiomycetes, Eurotiales, Trichocomaceae. The record is from RefSeq and is a predicted model, not a curated record.